AUGUCUACACACUCACACAAUAUAGAGAAUUUAGUUCAUUUUUCCGUCUCUCACCUCCCUCGUUCCUCGCUCUCUCACUCGUAUUUCGGAGGCACCGUUGCCUCAUUCAUCCCGUUCCCACGCUUAGCGCCCGCAUUCGCCAUCCGUCUUCGAGUCGCGCGCGCCCACUGGUUAGAGCCGCACAACCACGGAACUGUCCUCGCACCUCAGAGCCACUCAUUGCGGUGUUUUGGGUGUGUGUUUGUCAUUCAUUAUUCGCACGAUCACCCCACCGUAGGCACAUCAACCCACACCCUCUCGGACCCACAGCGCCCAUGUGGUCAUAUAGCUAGCAUCCUGGGCGAUGCGAAUGUGUCGUCCUCGGGCGGUCAUCUCGUCCUCGUCUUUGGGGAUGGACAGAUCGCCGUCCUCGAUAUUGGUGAUUACCUCGACAACGGCUUUGGUUCCGUAACAAACGCUGAAGGCAAAAUCGAGACUCACCCUUUCCCUGAGAUGUCGCUCUCUACGGCGAAGAACAAGAAAGAGCGAAAAAAUGCUGAAGAAGGGUAUUGGUCCUGGCUGGACAAAGUAUAUUAUGGCGACGGACAGGUGAUUUUGCGACCAGGCGUGGGAGAGAAGAAGCCAACGGGCUUCGCUGUGGUUUCAUGGCAGUAG
This is a messenger RNA of Cyclocybe aegerita, 654 nucleotides long. NCBI's taxonomy places the organism in Eukaryota, Fungi, Basidiomycota, Agaricomycetes, Agaricales, Hemipholiotaceae. The record is from the annotation of a GenBank genome assembly.